This is a messenger RNA of Selaginella moellendorffii, 1674 nucleotides long. Its product is annotated as DNA polymerase epsilon subunit B. NCBI's taxonomy places the organism in Eukaryota, Viridiplantae, Streptophyta, Lycopodiopsida, Selaginellales, Selaginellaceae. The record is from RefSeq and is a predicted model, not a curated record. The transcript is spliced from 13 exons. Gene Ontology annotation, biological process: DNA-templated DNA replication; error-prone translesion synthesis. Bases 18 to 1577 code for a protein of 519 amino acids. Gene Ontology annotation, molecular function: DNA binding. Gene Ontology annotation, cellular component: epsilon DNA polymerase complex.
CUAAAGAGAUUUUGGCGAUGGAGCAGCAGCAGCGAAUGCGCAAGGCGCAGCUGAAGUUCAAGCUCCGGGGACUAACCCUCUCGGUGGAUGCGCUCAAGGCUGUUCUUGGCUUCCUAGAUGAGCAAUACUUGCCGGACGAGGAGGCGCUCCAGCAUCUUCUGGCCGAGGUCGACAAAAUCUCCCUGAAGAGCAAUGUGCUGUCCAAGGAAGCAGCGCUGGAACUCAUUUCAGCGGCCACAGGCGUGACUAGCAGCCAGCAGAAUGCUCUUCUUGUUGUCGAUGCCUUCAAGCUUCCAAGAUUUUGCUACGAUCCAAUACGAAAAAUGUUCUACAGGUAUAACAAAACACCUUCCGUUCACGGUGAUGCUCGAUCCAAAUCUGCUCUUUACAAAGAUAGGCUCCAAUUGCUACAUCAACGUCUUAUCAGAGAUAGACACUUUGCAAAGCCUGCAUUUGACAUGGAUGGAAGCCGAUCGGGGACUUGUGAGUUGUCGUCGUUGCAAUCGCUGCUAGGAUGCAUUGGCAGAAGAUGGGUUAUGGGGAUCGUCUCCCAACUGGAAGACGGCCGCUAUUAUUUGGAAGACUUGUCUGCUACAAUACCGAUUGAUCUUUCGCAAGCUAAGAUCACGUCAGGAUUUCUAACGGAGAACUGCAUAAUUGUUGCGGAAGGAUUGCUGCAAGCAAACGGCAUUUUUCAGAUCUCUACGUGUGGCUUCCCUCCAUUGGAAGGAAGAAACAUCUCGUUAAGUGUUACGGCUGGGCUCGACUUCUUCGGCGCAGGAGCGCUUUCUUACGAUGAGAUCAGCAGACUAGAAGUGCUGGAACGCAAAGCUGUUAACGACAUGUUUGUUGUUAUCUCUGACGUGUGGCUGGACGAUGAACAGACUAUGCGAAAUCUUGAGGUCGUGCUGGAUGGAUUUGAAAACGUUGACGUUGUGCCAUCAGUCUUUAUACUCAUGGGAAAUUUUUUGUCACGCCCUUGCAAUCUCUCUUUCCAUAGCUUUGGGGAGCUUCGUUCGCACUUUGAUAAGCUCGGCACAUUAAUCGCGUCACAUACUCGGAUCAGCUCGACCAGCAAGUUUGUCCUAAUCCCGGGUCCUGAAGAUCCAGGCCCGAGUAGCGUUCUUCCGAGGCCUGCCUUGCCGAGCUAUUUCACAAAGGAGCUGGCCAAGCACGUCCCCAAUGUGACCUUUGCAAGUAAUCCAUGCAGGAUUCGCUUCUUCUCGCAGGAGAUAGUUCUCUUCAGGGAGAACUUGCUGUACCGCAUGAGAAGGCUAUGCAUUGUUACACCGUCAGACGAGGAGACAACAGAGCCAUUUGAGCACCUUGUAGCGACAAUCACACAUCAAAGUCACCUGUGUCCUCUACCACUAACUUCGCAGCCCAUUGUCUGGGAGUAUGAUCACGCCAUGCGGCUCUAUCCAACGCCUCACACUAUUGUUCUAGGCGACCGCACGGAGCAAAAGCUUUUCAAGUAUAUGGGCGUCACGGCCUUUAGUCCGGGAUCGUUCUCGGUGGAUGGAACUUUUGCUGCCUACAGGCCAGCGACUCAAGAAGUAGAACUCUCUUCACUGUAAAACUAAUGCUAUGAUCUUCCUCAAACUCGUUGUCUCGUAUCGUUGAACACUAAUUUUUGGAAUUAAAAUGUUAAUAUAAAAGAAUGGUUUUAGAAUA